Messenger RNA from Cydia strobilella, 3204 nucleotides. Its product is annotated as nudC domain-containing protein 1. Bases 61 to 1782 code for a protein of 573 amino acids. The transcript has 3 exons. The record is from RefSeq and is a predicted model, not a curated record. Lineage: Eukaryota; Metazoa; Arthropoda; Insecta; Lepidoptera; Tortricidae.
GACAGAUGUGCAAACAAUCGGCAUUUCAGCUACAUUUAUUUUAACGAGAAAACUAUCGCAAUGCCUUCGAGUUUAGUUGACCUGCGCCCGGACCGUCGUCUGUUGGACCACGAGUUCGAAGGUUACAAGCUUAACCUGCAGGCGUUACCCCACUACAGUCACGAGCUAACGUCGCGCGUAGACCGUGUUUUCCCCGACGACGUCCAGUACUCUUUCAUUCACGCGAAGCUCUUCGCACUUCAUAAUCACCUGGUAGCAGACAAGUGGGAUUACACGCACAGCUUCUACUACAUAGAUGAGAAACAGCAAGUUAGGCACGUUAGUUUCGAUAACGCUAAUCUAACGUUUCUAAACAACGUUGUUUACGAUGUCCCGGCUCAUGUCGAGCGGAAAUCUGGUCAUUUUAACCUGUGCCUGUCGUUCCCUUCGAGUACUUUGGCUUUGGUGAGUGACGGGACCGGGUACUUGCAUAUAGUUGACACGCGCGCUCGCAGCAGACCGGCCGAACGCAAUGCGCAAUGGCAAACGCAGCAGUCCAGUCUCAUCUUGGGCGAAAAUAAGUAUUUCAUAAUUGUAGACUCUAGAAUUGUAGAGAAAAACAAUACGGAAAUAUUACACUGUCUCUUACUGUCUGUAGAGCAGAAUGAAGCUCAGUUUGACUCUGUUUUAACAUGGGUCACUUUUAAGUUUGACGAAAUUAAUUCAACCUGGUGUCAAAUGAGCUUUAGACAAGUGCAAGGCAAAGGCAUUGUACAUUAUGCCGCAUUGGAGAGUUUCUGUUCCGCUAUCUACAUAGCUUCAGAUCAUCCAUUCAAAUUUACAAAAGACUCGGAAAAGGAAAUAGUAGAAAAAAAGGAAGAGAUCAAGACAAUAUUGUAUACGUGGCUGCAAACAUCAGAAGACAUAACUAUUACGUUGAAAUUGGAAGAAAACUUUGACAAGAACCUUUUCCUAGUGGACGUUGGUCCGUUGGAAGUUAAAAUAAGCUACGGGGGUAAAGUGUUUGUAAGUGGCCGACUACGGAACAGAGUGGAUAGCGAGUUGACUACCUGGAAUGUACAAGAUAACGGUCAAGUUAAUGUACUGUUGACAAAGUCUGACAGCAUGCUGUGGGACAACCUCAUUGAGGGUGGUGAUAAUAAGGGUGAACAGAUUAUGGAUGAGAGUCUGAUCGAGGAGGCGCAUCGCAAACUGUCACAUCUGUGCUCCGAGACGGAGGUGACAUCCGUAGAACAGUCCGCUCCAGGGCUCUCCACGCAAGAGUUAGAGGAGUGUGAUGCAGCAUCCGAGGAGGACACAGUGCUAGUUCGCUUACAAACCAACCACGAGACAACCCACCGCGUGCCGCUGAGCGUCAACCGCUACCUGUUCAGUCUCACCAUCGACCCCCAACAGUCACCCGCCAUCGUCCUACGCCACGACGUUGACGCAUGCAUCUGGCAACCUUACCCUACCGACAACCGACCUUUUCUGACCCACGAGGGAACUCUGAUGGCCUUCGGAUACAUACAGUCUUCCAAAACGAAUAGAAAAUUCAUCACUUGCCCUCCUAAUUUAUCUUAUGGGGUUGUUUGCGAGAGUUCGAGACAUAUUUUCGUGUAUCGCCAUAGGAAUAGUGGGCAGUUGAGGAAUAGGAGCGGGGGGGUGAAUAGGUUGGUGAAAGUGGGGCAGCAGAAUGUGUUCAAUGUGGAGAGGUUUGGUGAGGUGGUGGGGAUAGAGGCGACGAAUGAUUAUUUGUUUGUUUUGACUGAGAGUGCUUUGGUGGCUAUUGGUAUUCAAUAGGGCAUGAAUGACGGAAUGUCGGACCGAUUUUUACGAUAUCUUAAUACCGGAUUUGAUGAGUAUGAAUAUUGGAAUUGUUUGGUUUCUUUUGUAAAGAAAUUAAAUAAAAUUUAAACCAGUGACCGGCCCGCUAUCCCUUAUCGGGGUUUUAUAAGGGUAUUGCAUAAGGCUUAACUCACCAAACCCUUUGCCAGACAAAACCCUUUGUUUUGCUUUUAAAAACACUUAUAUAAAGCUACCACACUCGAGUAAUCGGUAGCCCAAAUAACCUUACAAAACCCUUAUCAUCCGCUCACCAACACCUUGCAUAUUGCUUAUAAGGGUUAGCCUUAUAAAGGGCUUCCCUUUUAGCAUAUAAGCGCGCUAAUUUAAGUUGUCUACCUUGUUCAUAAAGCACACAUUACUUCGAAUCCGAGCGAUCGUUGGCGGCGACGGCGGCGUUCUUUGACUAGGCACGUAUUUUCUUUUCUUUUCAUACACUACCAUAGAUAUAUACUAAUCCUGUCUCUUUCACGCAAAGGGGAAACCUUUAUAAAAAGCGCUUAAAGAUAAGGGUAACCCUUAUUAAGAGCUAGCCUUAUUUUUGGUUAGCUUUUCGGUAAGGGUUAGUCAAAAGUAAGGGUAUGAAUAGGCUUGCAGUUUAAAAGGGAAAGUCUUUCAAUGUGUUAGCCGUGUUUAAGUGUCGCCCAUUGAAAGGGUUUUAUCGCGGAAAGGGUUGUCCGGUCCCUGAUUUAAACAAGUGCGAGUCUUGCGUACGAAGGGUUCUCCAGGGCAUAAAUAUAUAUACAUUCCCAAAGUUUCAAAAAUAUGGGGCAUUUUCUAUAAAAAGGGACCUUAUUGUCGAUGGCGCUUACGCCGCACAGCGUCGCGCGGCAUUGUAUUUAUAUCGGAGCAUCGUUUAUAAUGGCGUAAACGCCAUCAACAAUGAGGUCCCUUUUUAUAGAAAAUACCACAUAUUUGUACGCUCUUACACCUUAGACAAUAAAGUCGAUUUUUGAGCCAUUUGUCUGGAUCGAUAUUUUUGCUAAAAACAGAAUAAAAUAAAUAUUUAACUGUACCAUUUACGCAAAAAAACGGCAAAAAGAUCACGUUUGUUGUAUGGGAGCCCCACUUAAAUAUUUAUUUUAUUCCGUUUUUAAUAUUUGUUGUUAUAGCGGCAACAGAAACUACCCAGGAAGCUCUGGAAGAGAAGUUUUUUUACCAUUGUUAAUAUUUUGACAUAGGUAGGUAAUUUUUUGACAUCCCAGCUGAAAUCAACCAAUAGAAUUGGUUCUCUCCUCCGCUCCGCACGUCUCCUUUCAUCUCCGCUCUAUUGAAAUCCGAAAGUGGCCCUCAAAUCCCAGUAGUAUAAUCCUAAAACCUCCCUGGCAACGGGAAUGCACUUAUUUUUUAACCACCCUGUAUAGGAUGAAUUAAUUAAUU